CUCGCAAACGGCAAACGCCCACAACUGACAACACUAGGGUUUUUGUAUGUGUAUAUAAAUAAAUAAAUUUUAUACUGUAAAAAAAAAAAAAACAGGGCACCAAAAUAUUCGAAAAAAAGGGGUUUACUCAAUUUCCAUUAAUUUUCCAAUUCAUUGGAGGGUUUUUCCGGGUUUUUGUUCUUGAUUAAACUGCUGCAAAGAUUUCGUAUUAUGACACUGAAUUCCUUCACCAUUAAAGCUCAUUUUGUUUUCCCUUAAAAAAACCAAGAUGAUUUCUGAAAAACCAAUUUGGGUUCGUCAUGAAGGCAUGCAAAUCUUUUCGAUUGAUAUACAACCAGGUGGUCUUCGAUUUGCUACUGGUGGUGGUGAUCAUAAGGUAAGGAUUUGGAACAUGAAAUAUGUGGACAAGGUCUUGAACUUGGAUCCAGAUAAGCCAAAGUUAGAACUUCUUGCUACACUUCGUGAUCAUUUUGGGUCAGUCAAUUGUGUUAGAUGGGCAAAACAUGGUCGGUAUAUUGCUUCGGGUUCAGAUGAUCAGGUUAUUCAAAUUCACGAGAGGAAGCCUGGUUCUGGAACAACUGAGUUUGGUAGCGGUGAGGCACCUGAUGUUGAAAAUUGGAAAAUUGCCUUUACUCUGAGAGGCCAUACCGCUGAUGUGGUGGAUCUUAAUUGGUCCCCAGAUGAUACGACUUUGGCCAGUGGAAGUUUAGAUAACACGAUUCAUAUAUGGGACGUUGGUAACGGUAUUUGCACGGCUGUUUUAAGGGGUCAUUCGAGUCUUGUAAAAGGGGUAACGUGGGAUCCAAUUGGUUCUUUUAUAGCAAGUCAAUCAGAUGACAAAACUGUAAUUUUUUGGCGAACAUCUGACUGGAGCCUUGCACACAGGACAGAUGGACACUGGGCAAAAUCGAUUGGAUCAACCUUUUUCAGAAGGCUCGGGUGGUCACCAUGUGGUCAUUUCAUAACAACGACCCAUGGUUUUCAAAAGCCUAGGCAUUCGGCACCUGUUCUAGAGAGGGGAGAAUGGACUGCUACCUUUGACUUUUUAGGGCACAACGCCCCUAUAAUAGUUGUGAAGUUUAACCAUUCCAUGUUUAAAAGGAAUCCAACAAACACCCAAGAAGCAAAAGGUGGUUCUGCGGGUUGGGCUAACGGUGUCUCCAAGAAUGGAGGGAAAGAAUCCCAACCUUACAAUGUUAUUGCUAUUGGAAGUCAAGAUCGAACCAUUACCGUGUGGACUACUGCAAGUGCUCGACCUUUAAUUGUUGCAAAACAUUUUUUUCUACAGAGCGUUGUUGACCUGUCUUGGAGCCCAGAUGGGUAUUCACUGUUUGCAUGCUCUUUAGAUGGGACCGUGGCUACUUUUCACUUUGAGGUCAAAGAACUUGGUCAAAGGUUAAGUGAUGUGGAGCUAGAGGAGCUGAAAAAGAGCCGUUAUGGUGAUGUUAGAGGUCGACAAGCAAAUUUAGCAGAAAGUCCUGCACAGUUGCUGCUUGAAGCAGCUUCCAAAAAGGUUACAGAAAACGCAACAAAUAAUAAUUCAUCCACCAUAAAAUCAUCUUCUGGUUUAGGGAUUGAAUCAAAGGUUCAAUCGUUGCCGGAUCUUGGUAAGAAUAGUGUUGGAGUUAUUGAUAAUGCAUCAAAUAAAGCUGUAGCUCCUUCCAAUAGAUUGUCGAGUCCUGUAAAGCAAAGAGAAUACCGACGACCAGAUGGCCGGAAACGAAUCAUUCCAGAGCCCGUGGGAGCUCCCAUUCAGGGAGAGAACAUAAACGUAUCUGGACCUUCUCAAUCUCAAGCUGUUGACUUUUCUUUGAGGUCUACUGAGAAUGGUGAUUCAGGGUUUCGUGAGGGUCCUCCUACCAAAAGGGUAAUGGUUGGAGGAGAUAUGAGGGAGAGAUCAGGUGUAUCAGCACGGGCCACGGUUAGUGAGAGUUUAGUAAUUGAAAAGGUUGCCGCUUCUGCUGAUAAAGACGGAAAUUUUAAUAUUGAAGCGAUUGGGGGUCCAAACAAUUUGGGUUCUUCGCGUUCUGUUAAACCCCUAUCAAUUAGGGUAUUUGAUAAUAAAGAGGGAGGAGAUACACCACAUGUUUGUUUGGAAGCCUGUCUUAAAGAACAUGCUGCCAAUGACAUUAUUGGGGUUGGGAGUACAUUUCUAAUGAAAGAAACAGAAAUUUCUUGCACGAAAAAUGGUCAAACUCUUUGGUCUGAUCGUAUCUCCGGCAAUGUCACUGUUUUGGCCGGAAAUGCCAAUUUUUGGGCCGUUGGAUGUGAAGAUGGAUCCCUUCAGGUAUACACUAAAUGUGGAAGACGCUCUAUGCCAACGAUGAUGUUGGGGUCAACACCAGUUUUUAUCGACUGUGAUGAUUCUUGGAAAUUAUUGCUUGUUACAAGAAAAGGAGCAACAUACGUGUGGGAUCUUUUCAACCGGAAAUGCAUUCUUCAUGACUCAUUGGCCUCGUUGAUGACUUCUGACCCAAAGUCAACUGGCACAGUAAAAGUCAUAUCUGCAAAGUUAUCCAAGUCUGGAUCACCUCUUGUUACACUCGCCACACGUCACGCAUUCAUGUUCGACAUGAGCCUCAUGUGUUGGCUGCGUGUUGCCGACGAUUGCUUCCCGGCUUCUAAUUUCGCAAGUUCGUUUAGUUUAGGGUUCCCCCAAAAUGGUGAAUUGGCAGCUCUGCAAGUUGACGUGAGGAAAUUUUUGGCUAGAAAACCGGGCUGGAGCAGAGUGACUGAUGACGGAGUGCAGACACGGGCCCACUUGGAAACUCAGUUAGCGUCUGCAUUGUCAUUGAAGUCUCCAAAUGAAUAUCGACAAUGUCUUCUUUCAUAUAUACGGUUUCUGGCAAGAGAAGCUGACGAGUCUCGACUGCGUGAAGUGUGUGAGAAUUUUCUUGGACCUCCGUCCGGGAUGGCUGAAACCGUUGCUUCUGAUGCAACAAAUCCUGCAUGGGAUCCUUGUGUUCUUGGGAUGAAGAAGCAUAAACUCUUAAGGGAAGACAUUCUUCCAGCAAUGGCAUCAAACCGCAAAGUUCAAAGGCUGCUUAAUGAAUUUAUGGAUCUUUUAUCUGAAUACAAGACUACCAACCCAGUUCUGGAAUUGCCCGCUGCCACAAGCAACAUGCCAUCAGCAGAUCAAACCACUAUGGCAUUGGAAUCAACAAAUGAAACUGCCACUGUACUGCCAGUAACAAAUGAGGUUCAAAUGGCCUCUGUCUCCCAACCCAUAGAUGAAGAGCUACCUGGGAACCAUCCACCUACAUCUGAUAAAAUGGAUGUUGAUCCACCAGGAACCAACAAAUCCAACCCAAUCCUAGAUGAAAUGACUUCUUGAACUCCUGUAUCUUCUAAUUUUUUUUAUUUUUUUUUCCUUCCAGAAGCACCAUUGCUUUACAAUCUUUCUUUUUGUUUUAAGGCUUUUAUAAUUGGUGUUUCUGAAUCUUACAUAUAUGGGUCUGUAUUAGUUCAUCCAUUUUUCUUUCAUUGUCAAAGUUAGUUGUUACUUUUGACCCGUGUACCUAUGAAUUAUUCUAUUCCAAUUAUGAAGUCGAGUUCUACA
Messenger RNA from Erigeron canadensis, 3559 nucleotides. Its product is annotated as protein HIRA. Bases 269 to 3334 code for a protein of 1021 amino acids. Gene Ontology annotation, biological process: DNA-templated transcription; regulation of DNA-templated transcription; chromatin remodeling. NCBI's taxonomy places the organism in Eukaryota, Viridiplantae, Streptophyta, Magnoliopsida, Asterales, Asteraceae. Gene Ontology annotation, cellular component: HIR complex; nucleus. Gene Ontology annotation, molecular function: protein binding; nucleosome binding. The transcript has 10 exons. The record is from RefSeq and is a predicted model, not a curated record.